Lodderomyces parapsilosis is the source of this 7470-nucleotide messenger RNA. It is a transcript of the gene GCN1, whose product is annotated as Gcn1p. Gene Ontology annotation, molecular function: protein kinase regulator activity. Gene Ontology annotation, biological process: cellular response to amino acid starvation; regulation of translation. The transcript has a single exon. The coding region runs from base 1 to 7470 and encodes 2489 amino acids. The record is from RefSeq and is a predicted model, not a curated record. NCBI's taxonomy places the organism in Eukaryota, Fungi, Ascomycota, Pichiomycetes, Serinales, Debaryomycetaceae. Gene Ontology annotation, cellular component: cytosol.
AUGCUGGAGAUCGUCCCAUGGGAACAAUUGGCGCCUGUUUAUAAAAAAGGCGUCAGAAGCUCGUCUUUGAAAGAAAGGGUCAGCACAUUGAAAUCAAUUGAGCUGAGCUUGAAUGAGAUUGAAAAUGCAGAAUUGCAAGCAGUUGUAAACGUAUUGCUUGGUACAUACAACUUUUAUCAGGACACUGAUUCAAGAAAUGCCGUGUUGGAGGUGUUACUCGGGAUAAGCAAGGCGGAGAAAAGAUUGCUCUCACACUAUGUGGACUUUAUCGUCAAAGAGAUUGCUGGAACGACAUUGGCCAUCACCGAUUAUUUGACUUUACUACAAUGGAUAAAUACGUUCACUAUAGAGCUUGCCAAGGAAAAGGACUUGAGCGAAAGAUGUGUCUCCAUUCAAUCAAAGCUAUUUGUCAAGUGCACAGAGCAUGAGGGUAAGUCAACAAAGCAUUUGGAUAGAGUGACAAAGUCAGCCAUCACAGCUACAAAGACAAGCAUUGCCCACACCUUGCUUGAGGACGAUACUUACAUGGAGCUUGUAAUAAAUCACGAUUGUUUUUCCUUGUUUGGUGUGUUGAACCUGGCGGCAAUCGAACUUAUACCAAAGAAGCCAUCAGUGCUUGAAAAAUUCAAGACCUAUGAAACAAAAGUGUUGACCACGUUUAUCAACUUGGUGUUGCUAGGAAAGAAAGCUCCGUCAAAAUUUGAAGUGGAACAGUUCAGUCCAUGUGUGGAGACAUUGGUGAACGAGGAAAACUUCAACACUCUCUUGCUUCCAGCAAUUGAAAAGGCCAUUCUCAGGUCUUCAGAAAACUCAUUUGGUAUCGUGCUCCCCAUCUUUUUUAAAAGCCUACAAAUCAAAAUCACGCCAUCAUCAAAACUUUUAUCGUCAAUUAUUUCCGGAGUCAAGUCUCAAAAAGAGCACGUCAGAGUUGGUGCUUACGAUACUUUGGUCUUGGUAGUGACCAGAUCAAAGGACGAUAUAACCGAGGAUAUUGUCAAAACUAUCAAGACAACAACAAAUGCGGAAUCAAAGUCUCUUUUGGUAAGAAGUCUCCUCAAAACUGAUGCCUCAGAAAAGGUGUUGGACGCAUUGCUUCCCUUGGUUUCGAAAGAGCAAAAUGAGAUAUCGCUCAGUAGUUUAGUUGAUGUAUUUGCAUUCCAUGCAUUCAAAGCAAGCAAGUUUGACGAAAACAUCAUCAAAGCAUUCACUACCGGAUUCAAAUCAAAGUUUAAACGUGUUUGGUUUGUCGAGUAUGGGAAACAUGCUUUGGGGAAAGAGCAACCCGACUUUUCUUCUGUGUUCAAUGAGACAUUGUCUGAAAUUGAAAAAUCGCCAGCAGCCAACAUCAAAAACAUAGCCUCAGCAUUUGUGAUUUUGACACUCACACAUAAAGACUCCCCCUUGCUUGAUGAGACAAAAAUUUUUGAGAAACUAGACACCACUGAUUUGUACUGGUUUGUCAAAGACUUGUAUAAUCAUCCAAAAGGUUGGUUGUAUGUGCUCACUGGAAGAAAAGUUCCAUACAGCAUAAAGAGGCUAGCUCAGCAACGCUUCAGAGAGGAGGUCGAAGUCAACUUGGGUUUAAGUGAUGGGGUAAUUGCAGAAGCCUACACAUUAGACCGAGAGGUUUGUAACCCUAGAGACCUCAGUGUUGUGUUUGCUAUAUUAACUCAGCUAAAGGAGGUGGACCAAGUAAAGUCAAACGCGGUCAAGUUAAUCAUCAUGGCCAACGACCCAAGCAUACGUAUCAACGGUGGCUGGAUAGGUCUUGUACAAAGAAGCGGACACAAAAUUGAUAUUGGUAAAUUGGUCAAGAAUAAUUACCAACAAAUUUUUAAUGAAUGUGUGGCCACUGCAACUGACAACUCCAUAAAGGCACUCGCGACUAUUGCUUUUGUUGAGCCUGACUCAGUAGACGUGAUCACCAAGUUUAUUGACCAAAGUUUAACUGUUGAACAUAUAGACGAGGUGUCAAAAUCCAUCUACUAUGGAAAAGAAGGUGAAAUGGUCAUUGACGUGACUGCAAAGAAACCUAAAGCCUUGGACAAGAAUGCCAAGGAUUAUGAAAUCAAAGCUUGGGAGGAAUCAAUUGGAAAAGAGUUGAAACAAGCAAAGAAAUUGACUCCCGAAGAAAAGAAACUUGUUGCAGAGCAAGUUGCUAAGGAGUCAAAGAUUAGAAGUGACAUCGAAUCCACAGUGAAGAAGGUCAACUUUGCCAUUGGAUUGAUUGAUGAAUUGGCGAUACAAGCCAAAGUAGUCAGAAAUGGAGCCGAGUCUUGGUUCCCAACUAGUGUAAAGAAAUUGCUUGACUUGGCAAUAAGUGAAGGCGAAUUCUUCAAAAGUGCAGACACUUUUAUCAACCUUUCCAAUUUGAUUACAUCGCGAUUUGAAAUCUUGAAGACAUUUGUUGGUGUUGCCAUUUUAAGAUUAUAUGGGGUCAAGGUCGACCCCAAGUAUGAAGAGGAACCUUUGGAGUCCCUACUUGGUAGAAUUUUGUACCGUGUCAAGAUUUUGAGUGAUCAAAGCCCAUUGGAUGCCGUGUCGUUGGCGUAUGUGCUCCCACUAUUGAUUAAAGUAUUGCAAAUUGGGCAAGCGGCAGCUUUCAAAAACUCAAAGAAAAUUGCCGUCACGUCCGAGUUUGUUGAAAAUGACCCCGAAGAAGAGCACUUGCUUCUAAGUGUGGAAAUCAUUUCUGCCCAUGCUGAAUUAUUUGCUGAUGCUGGAAUACCAAGAACAAGCAUUUUGAGAAUACUAAUCUCGCUCAUGGCUGUUCCAUCAAAGGCCAAGUUGGUUAAGGAAUGUUUUCUUUCAUUGUGCCAAUAUAUUGCUGUUAACAUUUCUGAUGAAGAUUUGCAGCUAUUGUUGGCAAAUGUAGUGUCACCACACGUAUUUGUUAGAUCAACAAUUUUGGAAGGGUUGGACUCUGAGUUUGAGUUGAGUGCCUACUCCAAGGAAGUGUAUGUUGCCACUUACGACACCGACAAUAAUUGUCGCGAAUUGGCAAAAACAAUUUGGGACGACAAUUCCUUGAGCGUGCCAGAUACAACCAACUUACUUGACUUGUUUGGGUUGCAGGAAGCAGGAUUAAGAAUGUCAGUGGCACAAGCGUACCGAGAUGCAUCUAUUCAAACAGGCAUCGACUUGGACGAGUUGUUUAAUUUAUACAUUGCAAAAAAGAAUCCACCAGCUCCAAAAUUGGAUGAGUUUGGUCUUGUUAUAAAGUCAACUAUUGAUCAAAGAGAUAGAUGGGAAGAGAGAUCAACGGUGGCCUUAGCUCUUAAGUUCCUAGUGCCCCAUUUGUCUGAAUCUGAUGUGGAGAAACUUUUCAAAUUUCUUGUUGAAGAGGCUUUGGGUGACAAGGAUCAAAAUGUACGUCAGCAAUACCAGGAUGCAGGUGUUGUUGCCAUUGAAGCUCACGGUGCGGAAAAUGUCGAGGCUUUGAUUAGAAUCUUUGAAGACAGCUUACAAGCAAAGAAUAUAAAGGAACCAAUUGUCGUGUUGUAUGGUACAUUGGCACGCCACUUGGAACCUACGGAUGAACGUUUAAGAGUGAUUUUCGAUCGUUUAAUGAAAUCUUUGGACACCCCAAAUGUGCAGUUUGCUGUAUCGGAAUGUAUUGCUCCAUUGGUGCCCUCAUUCAAAGACGAUCUUGCUAGUUAUUUCGAUGCAUUGUUUACAACAUUGUUUACUGGCAAGACCCUCUCCAAGCGUCGUGGUGCUGCGUUUGGUAUUGCUGGGUUGGUUAAGGGUGAUGGAGUGAGAGCUUUAUCCGAUUACGAUGUAAUUAGAACUUUGACCGAUGCAUCUGAUGACAAAAAAGAUGCCGUAAAAAGGGAAAGUGUCUCCUUGGUGUUCGAAAGCUUGUCAAAGAGUUUGGGCAAAUUCUUUGAACCAUUUGUGUUUGAAAUCUUGCCAAUCAUUUUGAAAAAUCUUGGUGAUAUGCUGAGCGAGGUGAGAGUUGCUACUGAUAACGCAGCAAAGGAAAUCAUGAAAAACACUACAUCUUUCGGUGUCAAGAAACUUAUCCCCUUGGCCAUUUCCAAUCUUGAUGAAAUUGCAUGGAGGUCUAAGAAAGGUUCCGUUGAAUUGCUUGGUGCAAUGGCGUACCUUGAUCCAGAACAAUUGUCAGCGUCAUUGUCAAUAAUCAUUCCUGAAAUCGUUGGUGUAUUAAAUGACACGCACAAGGAAGUGAGAAAAGCAGCUGAGCAGUCACUUAAACGAUUUGGUGAAGUGAUUAGGAACCCAGAAAUUCAACAAAUUGUGCCCUACUUGAUCAAUGCAAUUGGCGACCCAACAAAGCACUUGGAUGAUGCAUUGGAUAAAUUGACAAAGACUCAGUUUGUGCACUACAUCGACAGCUCAUCAUUGGCAUUGAUCAUCCAUGUCAUUCACCGUGCAAUGAAGGAUAGAUCGGCAUCCACCAAAAAGAAAGCGUGUCAGAUUGUUGGUAACAUGGCGAUUUUAGUCGACUCAAAGGACUUGCAGCCAUACUUGAAUGAAUUGGUGGAGGAGUUAGAGACCGCUAUGGUUGACCCUGUGCCUGCAACUAGAUCAACUGCUGCUAGAGCUUUGGGAUCAUUGGUGGAAAAACUAGGCGAGGAGCAAUUCCCAGGAUUGAUUCCAAAAUUAAUUGCCACUUUGCAAGACGAAUCGAAAGCCGGAGAUCGUCUUGGUUCAGCACAAGCUUUGUCGGAGGUCAUUUGUGGUCUUGGUACAAACAAAUUGGAGGAACUUUUGCCAUCAAUCAUCUCAUCGGCAUCGUCGCCUCGUGCUGCAGUUAGGGCUGGAUUUAUGCCGCUUUUGCUUUUCUUACCUGUUUGCUUCGGUUCGCAAUUCGCACCAUAUUUGAAUCGUAUCAUUCCUCCUAUAUUGAAUGGGUUGGCAGAUCAAGAUGAAGAGAUUAGAGAGACUGCAUUGAGAGCUGGUAGAUUGAUUGUCAAGAAUUACGCUAAAAAGGCAGUUGACUUGUUGUUGCCAGAAUUGGAAGCUGGUUUAUCCAACGAAUCAUACCGUAUCCGUCUUUCGUCAUUGGAACUUACUGGAGACUUGUUGUUUCAAAUCACUGGUCUUUCUGGUAAGAAUGAACUCAUUGAGGAUCAAAUGGUUAAUAAGACACUUGCCCAAGUCUUGGGUCAAGACCGUCGUGAUCGUAUCUUGGCUGCCUUGUUUGUUUGUCGUUCUGAUGUUGCAGGUAUGGUCAGAAAUGCCAGUGCUGAUAUUUGGAAAGCUCUUGUUGCCAAUACACCAAGAACAGUAAAGGAAAUCUUGCCUACAUUGACGACAUUAAUUGUUCAAAAAUUGGCGUCAGAUGAUGAAACACAGAGGACAAUUGCUGCUCAAACAUUGGGUGACAUGGUUCGUCGUGUUGGUGCAAAUGCAUUACCGCAAUUGUUGCCUUCAUUGAAAGACGCCAAGGAUCAAGAAGGUGCUUGUAUUGCAUUGACGGAGUUGAUCAAAUCUACAUCAAUGGAGGGUCUCACUACAUAUAAGGACACAUUUAUUAGUAUCAUCUACAAUGGACUCAUCACCCAGGAUAAACCGACAAGAAACGCCGCUGCACAAGCAUUUGAACAAUUGUAUGAGCAAAUUGGUAAGGUUGUUAUUGAUGAGAUUAUCCCGCAGUUGUUGUCAGAAUUGAGCAACUCGUCAGCUUCAUUAUUGGCAUUGAAGGAGUUGAUGGCGUCGAAAUCGGACAUCAUUUUCCCAAUCACGUUGCCGUCAUUAUUGGAACCCCCUGUGGACGCCGUGGCAUUGGCAUCAUUGGCAUCAGUAGCUGGUACAGCAUUGUACAAGAGAUUAUCAACCAUUUUAAACACAUUGAUUGCGUCAAUCAUUGCUGGUGAAGACAUUUCUGAAGAAUUUAACCAGGUGUUGUUAUCAGUGGAAGAUGAUGGUGCCCACUUGUUGAUGCAACAAUUACUCGCCUUAAUGAAGCAUGAAGAUCCACAAAUUAGACAAGUUAUAUUCACUCAAUCAAGGGACUUUUUCGAACAUGCAACAUUGGAUUACUCAAUGUACCUCGAAGACAUUGUUUACCAAAUGAUUCUCUCUUUGGCUGAUCCAUCACCCGAAGUCGUUAAAGCAUCAAUGGAAUCACUCACAGUAUUGAUCAAGAAACAACCAAAGGAAUUGUUGGAAAAACUUGUGAAACCAUCGUAUCAAGCCCUUAGAUUAACUGGUGUAUCAGUGCCGGCAUUUGCAUUACCAAAGGGACCAAACUGUAUUUUGCCAGUGUUUUUGCAUGGAUUGAUGUAUGGGUCAUCUGAUCAACGUGAAUUAUCGGCAUUGGCCAUAGCCGAUAUUAUUGAAAAGACACCAGCGGAAAACUUGCGGACAUUGGCAACCAGCUUAACUGGUCCAUUGAUUAGAGUCAUUGGUGAAAAAGUGGCGUCAAAUAUCAAGUCAGCCAUUCUUGUUGCUUUGAACAAUUUGUUGAUCAAGAUUCCUCAAUUUUUGAGACCUUUCAUCCCACAAUUGCAAAGAACAUUUGUUCGUUCAUUGAGCGAUGGGUCAAAUGAUACAUUGAGAAAACGCGCGGUUGUGGCAUUAUCAACCUUGAUUAAGCACCAACCUCGAGUCGAUUCGUUAAUCACCGAAUUGGUGACAAAUUCCAAAUCCACUGAUGAUUCAGGAGUCAAGGCAUCGAUGUUGCAAGGAAUGUUGGCAGUGGUUGAAUUGAAAGGCAAAGAGUUGAAUGAAGCAUCAAAGACAAGUUUGUUAUCAGUGGUUGAAGAAGAGAAUAUUGACUCAGUGUCUUCCGCCAAGUUGUUGGGAUCAUUGGCAAAUGUAUUGACACCGGAGGAGACAAGUGUAUUGUUGCAAAAGAAGGUUAUCAAUACCCAAAGCAAAUUUUCCAUUUUAGCAAUCAAUGCAUUUUUGAAGUAUGCACCUGAAUUGGUGAAGCAUAAUCAUGAAGUUGUUGAAUUUGUCGUGUCUUGUUGUGAUUCAGCUACAUCUUAUAUAAGCGACAACGCCACCAUUGCCAUUGGUAAAUUGGUGCUUAGUGGAGUUGACGAUGAGAAAUUGUAUCAACAAUUGGCUAAAAAUGCCAUUCAACCCAGCUCAGCAUCCCCUGACACGAGAAGAUUAUCAUUGAUUGUGGUUAGAACUGCGGCUCACAAGAGCUUGAUCCCACAAGAGUAUCUUGAUUUCCUUGUUCCCAGUGUAUUUAGCUCAGUUCGCGAUCCAAUCAUUCCUAUCAAAUUGGCAGCGGAAAAGGCGUACUUGGAAGUGUUUUCCAUUGUUGAUCAAGACUUGAAGGUGUUUGAUGAGUGGUUUAAGGGAAAGACUGACAUUGCUACAGUUACAGGAAUUACCAUUGUUCCCAGAUCCAUCGGUGACUACACCAAGAGAGUUGCUGUUCGAUUGGCCAAUGUUGAAAGGGAGCGUAUCGAACAAGGUGGUGAUGAAGAGACAUUGUUUAGUGAUAGAAUUGAAGAUGAAAACGAGAUUUGGUCCGUUGGUGUAUAA